Molecule: messenger RNA, 2632 nt
Organism: Etheostoma cragini (Arkansas darter)
Lineage: Eukaryota; Metazoa; Chordata; Actinopteri; Perciformes; Percidae
Gene: gprc5ba
Product: G protein-coupled receptor, class C, group 5, member Ba
Exons: 4
Coding region: 787-2001 (404 amino acids)
Biological process (GO): G protein-coupled receptor signaling pathway
Cellular component (GO): signaling receptor complex; plasma membrane; intracellular membrane-bounded organelle
Molecular function (GO): protein kinase binding; G protein-coupled receptor activity; protein kinase activator activity
Source: RefSeq, a predicted model, not a curated record
UUUAGGAGGUGUGUGCGUGUGUGUGUUUGUGUGUAUGUGCGCGCGCGCGUUGUGCGUCUAGAAAGAUUUUAUUAAGGUGGUCCCCUGUCAGGCACCAAUUCAUUUACCGGAGAGAAACCAGUUAAAGGGAGGGAGGACAGAGAGCAGUGGCGGCUCUGGAGAGCUGUCACUUUCUCUGUGUAUAGACUACAGCCUACGUGUGCGUGUGUGUGCGGAGAGGGAUUAUCAGUACGCGCGUUAUGCUGAGCGCAGUUUUGGUGAGGCAUUCAGUUGGGAGAAGUGCAGCGGGGAGCAGAAAGUGUCAACCCGGACAUUCAGCGUCAAAUUCAGAGCAGUAGCAGGAGAAGGGGAUCCGGCAGGUUUUGGGGCACCGUGUCCGCAUCACAGGAUUUUGAUAUUUAUUUUUGAUGAAUACUCCUUUCGUGGUGCAGAGUGAAAGUCAAAGAUGCGCACCACUAAACAAAGGAUUUAGGGGGGAAACCAUCAAGAAUCUCUUCCACAUUUGAAUGCUGACACCCCCAGGUGUUUUUCGUCCAUGCCAAUUCGGCUUCUGAAGACAACAGACACGGGUUGAAUAAUCGGGUCCCUCUGGUUUAAACGUUGGAGCAGGAGGAAUCAUCUGGGUUGAUCGCGUACGAGCCCAUGUGGAUGGAAAGAGAAUACGCAACCACAGAGAGCGGAGCUCGUUCCGAAAUGUGACAUUUUACCUCUCGCAGUCUCGCAUCAAACCUGAAAACGGUGCUUCUGCCUUCGUCUUCGAUCGGAUUUGUUUUCAUCAAUUAAGGGAUGGCGUUCCUCCCGGUCCUCCUGCUGCUGCUGACUGUCUCUCAUCCUGCCACCGGACUCGCUGAGGCCUCUGAGCCUCUCCCACGAGGCUGCGGCUGGGGCCUUGUCCGUCCUUACACCCUCCUCUGUGACCUGGACUCCAUAUGGGGUGUGGCUGUAGAGUCAGUGGCUGCCGGUGGGGUGCUGACUGCUAUCCUGCUAGGCUUAGUCCUGCUGUGCCGCUUACACCACAUCAGUGAAGGUGAAAAGCGAAGUGGCGUGGGACCCAUCCUCCUGCUGCUCCUCGGCAUCAUUGGCUUGUUCUGCCUGAGCUUUGCUUACCUGAUUGAGCAGGAUGAGUCUUUAUGUUUGCUCCGUAGGGCCCUGUGGGGUCUCCUGUUUGCCAUCUGCUUUUCCUGCUUGUUGGUGCAGGGCGUACGCCUGCGCAGGAUUGGCCGCGAGCGCCGGAGCCCUGGUGGCUGUGCCCUUACAGGCCUUGCGCUGGGUUUGAGUGCGGUGCAGGGCAUCAUCGCCGCAGAGUGGCUACUUCUCACCGUGCUGAGGGAGGGACGUGCUGCCUGUCAGUACCUGCCACUGGACUUCUCACUAGCCUGCAGCUACGUGCUAGCCCUCCUACUAGCCGCUCUGACUGCUGCCUCUCUGGCGCUGUGCGGGAAGACACAUCAGUGGCGCUGCAAUGCCAUCUGGCUGCUGGUGACCUGCCUGAUGUCGCUGCUGCUGUGGGUGGCCUGGGUGGGCUUCUAUCUGUACGGCAAUGCCUGGCUGGGGAGGUCCCCGGACUGGAAUGACCCAGCACUGGCCAUUGCAUUAGUCGCUCAGGGCUGGCUGCUACUGAUCUUCCAUGCCAUUCCUGAAUCCCACAUCUGCCUGAGACCCCCUCCACAGCCAACUGCCCCAGAUUACUUUGACACCUCCCAGAACUCGACACGAAUGAGGGAGACCAGCUUUGACGAAGACAUCCCUCUCUCUCACAGGCAGUUUGUGGAGAACCAGGGCUACGGAUACAACGAUGAGAACACCGCAGGCUUGAGGAGCGGUGGUGGUGCUGGGCAACAUAACAGCAACACCGCCCCCAGACCCAGCGCUCCUUUCCGCAGCAAUGUCUACCAACCCACCGAGAUGACCAUGAUCCUGAACGGGGGAGCGGUGAGUACAGCCUCCCAGUCACAGGUUCCCUCUGCCCCUCCAACCUACACUGGGAGGCAGCUGUGGUGAGUAAGAGGAUUGGAAAGAAGAAGUGUGGUAGAAAACGAAGACGAGGACGGAGAGGGUGAGGAGGGAGGGAUCCGAGAUGAGGGGCCUGCCUUGUUGAAUUGGACUUAAAACAUGGAUGUCAACAGGGCCCUUCAACUCUGUGUACAGACUUAAACACUGACUGUGUGCCAAUCAACUAUUGUAUGACUGUGUGUGAGACUGAGAGAGAGUAGGGUAUGGAGGACAGAGCUAAAGCUCUUCUAGCUCACAAAUCUCUAUAGAAGGGUUCAAAAUCUCAAAAUGUGACCAGCAAGUAGCAAAACAAAACGCACGCUGAGACAAUGCGAAAAUGUCAACAUGCAGUAUUCUUUUCCUUUGAUUUGCUCCCUGAGACUAUACAGCACUGUUAGCAUCCUUGAAAAACUGUGAAAUCAAUAGCCUUGUCCUGGUCCAUCUCUCUUCCUGUUAGUCAGGAUGUCCUUUCUGCUGCUCCUCACAAUGUUGGCGCUCACGUGGGAUCAUUUGGCUCUGUCCUCCAUCCAUCCACAGCGUAGGUGAAGACAGAGCACAUGGGCAACUGUACAGCUUGAGCACCGCCCGCUUAAAAAAAUCCAGCCUCUGUGGGUGUGUAUGUAGAGUAUAUGAGAGGAAA